Molecule: messenger RNA, 279 nt
Organism: Mucor velutinosus
Lineage: Eukaryota; Fungi; Mucoromycota; Mucoromycetes; Mucorales; Mucoraceae
Exons: 1
Coding region: 1-279 (92 amino acids)
Source: RefSeq, a predicted model, not a curated record
AUGCUUCAACAAUACUACAACAAAAACGACUACAUGUUGGUCCAAGAUCAGAAACACAUCAUGUCAUUAGAUGAUGGCGAAAAUGUUUCCAUGGCAACCACAAUGAUAUCUGACGCUUAUCCUGGCAGCAAAACAACUAGCCUCUACGGAAGAUCUUCAUCUCUCUGCAGACGCAUCAGCACAAGCAUUAGAAAGAAUUUACAUGACACAUUACAAAGCAGAAGAGAAAGCAAAAGAGAGAAACGACCUCAAGAUGGCAAGACCAAUCCCAUGGAAUAA